Phalacrocorax carbo (great cormorant) is the source of this 1812-nucleotide messenger RNA. The record is from RefSeq and is a predicted model, not a curated record. Lineage: Eukaryota; Metazoa; Chordata; Aves; Suliformes; Phalacrocoracidae.
GUGCUCGGCGCCGGAAGAGAAGCGGGUCUCUUCGGAGCCGGCCAUCUUGUGCGGCAGCGAGCAGGGCGCGGGGGCCCGGCAGCAUCGGAGGAGGAUCCCGCCGACGGGGGCCCAUCAUGCCCGGACACCUGCAGGAGGGCUUCGGCUGCGUCGUCACAAACCGCUUCGACCAGCUCUUUGAUGACGAGUCCGACCCCUUCGAGGUGCUGCGGGCGGCCGAGACCCGGAGGAAAGAGAGCGGCGGCGGGAGCCAGGGGGGCGGCGGGGCCCGCGGCGGCCCGGCGGGCGCCCAGACCAACUCCUCUGGUGGGGCCGGCGGCGGCGGCCCGGGCCAGGCGGGCGCCGGCGGCAGCGGCCCUGGCAGCGCCGCCAAGCAGCUGCGCAGGGAGUCCCAGAAGGAGCGCAAGAACCCGCUGCCCCCCUUCGCCGCCUCCGCCGGGGGCGCCGGCGACCGCCGUGAGGAGGGCAGUGGCCAGCCCGGCGCGCCGCUGCGGAAGGAGGGGAUAAGACGGAUUGGCAGAAGGCCUGAUCAGCAGCAGCAGCAGCAGCAGCAGGGUGAAGGCAAGCCUAUUGACAGGAGACCGGAGAGACGACCUCCUCGUGAGCGCCGCUUUGACAAACCCGCUGAUGAGAAAGGCGAAGGAGGAGAAUUUUCUGUUGACAAACCCAUUCUUGACCGACCUAUGCGUGGACGUGGUGGACUUGGAAGAGGACGUGGACGUGGACGUGGAAUGGGCAGAGGAGAUGGAUUUGACUCUCGUGGCAAACGUGAAUUUGACAGACAUAGUGGCAGCGAUAGAUCUUCUGUUUCACAUUCACAUUUCAGCGGCCUAAAGCAUGAGGACAAGCGUGGUGGCAGUGGAUCACACAACUGGGGAACCGUCAAAGACGAACUAACUGAAUUGGAUCAGUCAGCUGUAACUGAGGAAACGCCAGAGGGAGAGGAACAUCCGCCUGCUGAUUCUGAAAAUAAAGAAAAUGAGGUUGAAGAAGUUAAGGAAGAAGGCCCUAAGGAAAUGACCCUGGAUGAGUGGAAAGCUAUUCAAAGUAAGGAUCGUGCAAAAGUUGAGUUCAACAUCCGUAAACCAAAUGAGGGUGCUGAUGGGCAAUGGAAAAAAGGAUUUGUUCUUCACAAGUCAAAGAGCGAGGAGACAAAGGCGAUGACAGAAAUGCAGGGGAGUCUGCUGGAGUCAAAUGAGGCUCAUGCUGAGGACUCUGUAAUGGAUCAUCACUUCCGCAAGCCAGCAAAUGAUAUUACAUCCCAGCUGGAGAUCAACUUUGGAGACCUCGGCCGCCCCGGACGUGGUGGCAGAGGGGGACGGGGUGGCCGAGGGCGUGGUGGCAGGGCCAGCCGUGGAGGCAGAACUGACAAGUUGGUUAAGGAGUUUGAUGUGAUCCACACACCCAACCAGUCAAGUGCUUCUGCUCCUGAUGUAGAUGACCCAGAGGCUUUCCCAGCUCUGUCCUAAACUGGAUGUCAUAAGCCAACCCUGCCCUCGUCGGGCCUUCCUCUCCGAGGCUUGCAUGCUUAAGGAUCCUAAACAACUAAGAAAUUAAAAAAAAAAGACUGUCAUUCAUACCAUUCACACCUAAAGACUGAAUUUUAUCUGUUUUGAAAAUGAACUUCUCUCGCUACACAGAAGCAACAAUAUGGUAGUCAGUUUUGUAUCUAGAAAUGUAAUGGUAGCAGGGAUGUUUUCAUAAUUUUUUCAGAGAUUAUGCAUUCUUCAUGGAUACUUUUUUGUAUUGCUGCUUGAAAAUAUGCGUUUCCAAACUUGAAAUAUAGGUGUGAACAGUGUGUACCAGUUAAAA